Chaetomium strumarium is the source of this 1278-nucleotide messenger RNA. RefSeq names its product Ribokinase-like protein. The record is from RefSeq and is a predicted model, not a curated record. Lineage: Eukaryota; Fungi; Ascomycota; Sordariomycetes; Sordariales; Chaetomiaceae. The coding region runs from base 158 to 1240 and encodes 360 amino acids. The transcript is spliced from 3 exons.
ACCUCCUUCAUGCGGGUGUGUCGGGGAGGGAAGUUACACAAGAACCCGAUACCGCACCACCGGCUCUUGGCCCCGACGUACAUUCUUCCCCUUGGCAACGAAAGCAGUCCCGCGGCCAGCUUCUGCGAAGUUUAUCAUAUUCCGAAGCGCCGGCAGGAUGGGCUCUUAUUUCUCCAAGUCGUCAAGGGAUCGCUCAGAGGACUCCCCGGAGCACCCAGCCUUUGUCUCCCUAGGCAUGGUGGUCCUGGAUGAGAUUCGCUUUCCCAACGGAACCAUUCUUCACGACGUUGCGGGUGGAUCAGGCUUGUACAGCACACUCGGCGCGCGCAUGACCGACACUGCAGCUGCUCGCCCCCAAACGGUCGGCUGCUGUGUCCUGGCAGGAAGCGACUUCCCCGAUGCUGUGGAGCAGGCUAUCAAAAGCUGGGGCAUCGCCCUGACGAUCAAAAGAGAUGCCUCCAGGUUGUCCACUCGAGGCCUUCUCACGUACUUGGGGGGCAGUUUUAAAGAGAAAACUUUCGAGUACACUACCCCUCCGCUGCAACCGACGCCCGCUGACCUCAGCGGCUCACCACUGCUGCGGUCUAAGGCCUUCCACUUUCUGGCCACACCGGAGCUGAUGGACACGUUUGCAACGGACCUCGCUGUUCUCCGUCUUGAGGCCGCAGUUGCCUCACAGUCACUCAUGGUCUGGGAGCCAGCUCCAGCUUCCUGCAAUCCGGCAAACCAAAACGCACAUCUCAAGAUAGCCAAGUGCGUCGACAUAUACUCGCCCAAUCACGUCGAGUUCUUGGCCACGUUUGGCUCCGGUGACGAACCACUGGCGGAGUUUGACCGCAAAAGCAUCGAAGACAAGGCGCUCCGAGUCUUGGAAUGCGGAGUGGGACGAAACGGAGACGGCGCCGUCGUGAUCCGCUGCGGUGAGCACGGCUGCGUGGUUGCCUCUUCUUCGUACUCUGCUCGAUGGUUCCCAGCAUUUCACAGUAGUGGCUCCUCUCGUGUUGUGGACGCCACCGGUGCGGGAAACGCCUUCCUUGGUGCCUUCACGGUCAUCUUCGGCAUUGCUUCCGACCUUACCGAAGCCGCUAUCGCAGGCUCCGUUGCUGCGAGCUUUGUCAUAGAACAAGUCGGGUUGCCCGAUAGAACUUCACGCCACGGCAGGGAGAUGUGGAAUGGGGAAGAAUUCUCAGCCAGGGUUGAUCGAUUCCGUACUAUGCUCAAGACACCCGUCAAUGGGUGAGCUGCGGUAGCGUAAUAACAAGGCACUGAUUUCGCUCG